Messenger RNA from Aspergillus terreus NIH2624, 1401 nucleotides. RefSeq names its product putative histidine acid phosphatase. Gene Ontology annotation, molecular function: acid phosphatase activity. Bases 1 to 1401 code for a protein of 466 amino acids. NCBI's taxonomy places the organism in Eukaryota, Fungi, Ascomycota, Eurotiomycetes, Eurotiales, Aspergillaceae. The record is from RefSeq and is a predicted model, not a curated record. The transcript is spliced from 8 exons. Gene Ontology annotation, cellular component: fungal-type cell wall.
AUGGCAGGCUACAGCGUCAACAAAUUGGGAUGGCUGAUUUUGGGCUCGAUAACUGCGAGCCAUGCAUUUGAUCCGUUGCAGCAUCUAGGUGCCAAUUCUCCGUGGUUCGCUGGCCCCAAUGUCAACAAGAUCUCGUCCUCCGUUCCUGAGGGCUGUUCAGUUGAUCAAGCCGUGUACGUUGUUCGCCAUGGGAGUAGAUAUCCAGACCCAGGAGCCUAUGCCGAAUGGCAGGCUCUCCAUAAAGCGUUCCAAUCUGCCGAUUUCCAGGCAAAAGGGUCUCUGAGCUUCAUCUCCGAUUGGAGCCCUGUUCUCAGAUAUCCGGAGGAAGAAAUCGCCCAGGUGUCCAUCACUGGGUACAAGGAACUGUAUAACCUGGGAGUUGACCUCCGCUUUCGCUAUCCUGAUUUCUACAAAGACAAUACCCCGUUCUUGCUGUGGGCGAACGACUAUCAGCGGACUAUUGAUUCUGCGAGACUGUUCGCCCGAGGCUAUCUCGGACCUAAUGCCUCGUAUGGGGAUAUCCAUGUGGUUAAUGCGGACGCGGCCGCCGCUACGGGCAAUUCGCUGGCAACAUCGGACAUGUGCCCGAAUUUCAAGGACGUCAGCGGCGGCGAGUAUGCGGCCACUUGGGAUGAUAUCUACCUUCCUCCGAUCACCAAGCGACUGAACAAGUUGAUCUCGGGGAACCUAACUCUCACCGACAGCCAAGUGUCCAUCUUCCCGUACCUGUGCGGGUUCGAGACGCAGAUUACCGGUCGGGUCAGCCCGUGGUGUGAUGUCUUCAAAGAAAAGGAGAUUCUCCAGUACGAGUAUCGCCAGGAUCUGCGGUACUACUAUGGCACCGGCGCUGGUGCAGGCAAGAACAUGACGGUCAUGAUGCCGGUGCUGCAAGGCAUUGUCGAUCUGCUGCAGGAAGGCCCUGGAGUGACAGCCAACACUACGGACGGGACGACUGAAUUGCCUCGGCUGAUUGUGGCCUUUACGCACGACAACCAGAUCAAUGAACUUGCCUCGGUUCUGGGGGUGUUCGACGAGCAGAAGGCCCUUGCCGCUGACAAGAUGGACAAAGACCGGCUCUUUGUGAGUAGUCAUGUUUCACCGAUGCGUGGAACCAUUGCAUUCGAACGGCUGGCAUGUAGCAGCCAGGGGAAGGAUUCGACCAACGUGCGGAUUCUCCUGAACGACGCAGUCUAUCCGGUGCCGUCUUGUCACUCUGGCCCAGGACGCAGUUGUCCUGUGGAUGAAUAUGUGAAGCAUGUCUCGCAGAAGAAGGAGCAAUAUGGGUCUUUUGCUGCUGUGUGUGGGCUUCCAGAGCAAAAUGUCACCACUGCCGCGUCUACUGGGGCCGUCACUUUCUUCACUGAUCUGACCCUACCAUUUAUGCGGAUUGUGAAGCCAUAG